Notolabrus celidotus (New Zealand spotty) is the source of this 1295-nucleotide messenger RNA. RefSeq lists its product as uncharacterized. Gene Ontology annotation, biological process: regulation of DNA-templated transcription. Bases 42 to 1295 code for a protein of 417 amino acids. Gene Ontology annotation, molecular function: DNA binding. The transcript has 5 exons. NCBI's taxonomy places the organism in Eukaryota, Metazoa, Chordata, Actinopteri, Labriformes, Labridae. The record is from RefSeq and is a predicted model, not a curated record.
ACAGCCGACAGCCCUAUUGGACAACUGUUAAAAUUCAUAUUAUGGCAAGAACCAAUCAGCUAACUAAAGAAAAACGAGUGGCCAUCAUUACUUUAAGAAAUGAAGGUCAGUCAGUCUGGAAAAUUGCAAAAACUUUAAAUGGGUCCCCAAGUGGAGUCGCAAAAACCAUCAAGCGCUACAACGAAACUGGCACACAUGAGGACCGACCCAGGAAAGGAAGACCAAGAGUCACCUCUGCUUCUGAGGAUAAGUUCAUCCGAGUCACCAGCCUCAGAAAUCACAAGUUAACAGCAGCUCAGAUCAGAGACCAGAUGAAUGCCACACAGAGUUCUAGCAGCAGACCCAUCUCUAGAACAACUGUUAAGAGGAGACUGCGCGAAUCAGGCCUUCAUGGUCAAAUAGCUGCUAGGAAACCACUGCUAAGGAGAGGCAACAAAAAAGGUGAACGGAUGGAUUCCACAUGCCUGGUUCCCACUGUGAAGCAUGGAGGAGGAGGUGUGAUGGUGUGGGGGUGUUUUGCUGGUGACACUGUUGGGGAUUUAUUCAAAAUUGAAGGCACACUGAACCAGCAUGGCUACCACAGCAUCCUGCAGCGACAUGCCAUCCCAUCCGGUUUGCGUUUAGUUGGACGAUCAUUUAUUUUUCAACAGGACAAUGACCCCAAACACACCUCCAGGCUGUGUAAGGGCUAUUUGACCAAGAAGGAGAGUGAUGGAUUGCUGCUGCAGAUGACCUGGCCUCCACAGUCACCGGACCUGAACCCAAUCAAGAUGGUUUGGGGUGAGCUGGACCGCAGAGUGAAGGCAAAGGGGCCAACAAGUGAUAAACACCUCUGGGAACUCCUUCAAGACUGUUGGAAAACCAUGUCAGGUGACUACCUCUUGAAGCUCAUCGAGAGAAUGCCAAGAGUGUGCAAAGCAAUGAGGUGCAUGGUAGAGGUUCUGGGUCAGCCGGAAGACCAUCAGCUCCAUGCUGGCAGGUACACUUGUUUCUUUUUUACCGAGGAGGAGGCUGCUGGCGGUCCAAAAUGGAGACUUCUGACUCCUGAGGAGUACACAGCUGUGAGUGGAUAUACAGCUGAAGAUCGUCACAGCUGCAUUGAUCUGCUGAGCUCUCUGGAUGCUCUGGUGAAUUUUUAUCCAGAUGAGGGCCCUGCAGAAACUGAGGAUAGGAGGGCUUUUGUGGACCUCAUUAAAGGUCUGCCGCACCUUGAUGGGUCCCAAAGAAUCACGCCCCAUCAAGCUCUGCAGCAUCAAUUUUUCAAAAAGGCCCACCUGAACCAGCACCCAGACUAG